UUUUUUGUUUAUAUUCAGUGUUUGUGUGUGAGCGUCUUUGGUGUAAUUAAAUGGUUAUAUAUUGAUCAUAAUGUUUAAUGAUGAAAUAUUUUCGAUAUUCCGCCAGGAACAUUAUCCAACAUUUUAUAAAUAUAAUGGAUUGCCAAAAAUUUGGAUCGAUAUCAAUUUAUUUCGUUUGGUUGCAUUAUUUACAGCCGCAUUAUUGGCUUUUUUAAUUAUUAUUCCGGGAUUUCGUGGCAAGAAAUUUUCGGUCGUAUUACGUUGGAGUACCAGUUUGGUCAUUUUGUUUCUAAUACUUUAUUGUAAUCUGAUGCCAUAUUGGGAACGUGGACAGAUACGAUCACAGAUGCCAUAUCGUUUUGGACGAAAUUUAAAAAUUGAUGCAACAAUUGGACUUGAUAUUGGACUAAGUGGUAUCAAUAUUACAUUGAUUGGCAAUCCAAUCAAUCAACAUAAUGAUACGAUUGAUUUUAAUGAAUAUUUUGAUUGGACAUGGUCACAAGGAAAACCUGGUUUUGGUUAUGAUGCUGGUAGUCUACAAAAAAAUUAUCGUCGUGCACAAUUUCGUGGCCUACCAUAUCCAAUUCUAUGGGUAGCUGAAACAUUUACAAUUGAUUAUGAAUCAAUACAUAUUGGUCGAUAUUAUCGGCAAGCCGGUUGGCUGGCACAUAUAUUCCUUUGGACGGCUAUACCAUUAUUCAUCUUGUGCAAUAUACUAUUUCAAAUGGUCAUCUAUUAUGGAUCAUUAUUCAUUAUAUUCACUGGCAUUAGUUUAUUGAGUGCCAAUUUUGUCAUGAUGUUCUAUUUACAUUAUUCAAUACCAUUAACAUUGGCAUUUGAAAAUGGUUUCUUAAUCACACAUUAUUCAUGGUGUUUUUAUAUCAAUCUAAUCAAUGGAAUAUUAUGCAUUAUAAUCGGUAUUAUUACAUUGAUUGCCGAUCUCCGUUUACCGGAUGAAACGGCCGAAUUUUUCGGCAAUGAUGUAUUACAAAGUUAUGAGGAUUAUUUUGCCGAUCCACAGGAUAAUUUUGGGCCAAAUGAAUUUCAUAAUAUUCAUUCGAAAAGCGAUAAUGAAGUUUUGUUACGAAGAAAAGAACAACAACAAGUGAACGGCGAAAAGGUCAUGACACAUCAAGCAAUUAUGAUGGGUGGCGUAACAAGAGGAUUAAAGAAACGAACCUUAUCGAAUCGAUUUUCACGUUUUCAAAAAUCAACAAUACGUUCUGUCAAAAAACCGGAUACACAUACGAAGACGACGACAACCGAUAGAAGACAUUAUCAGGAUGAUGAACCAAAUAAUAACUCUGCGAAUGAAAUCAUUAUAGAUGAUGAUGAUGAUGAUGAUGAUGACGGUGAUGUUGAUGUUGAUGUUACGUUAAUGUCAAACAUGGCUAAUGAUGGUGGUGAUAAUAAACAAUCGGAUGAAAUUCCAUUAUAUGAAAAUUUUCGUCAAUUUUCAACCAUCGGUGAAGAAAAGGAAGAUGAUAAUAAUGAAAUGUAAAUAUUAAUUUAAAAAAAAAUCAGGCUGCCAUCUAGCGUUAGCGGUAUUGAUUUGAGGAAACCAAAAAAAUUUAUUCGAUUCGUUUGUGUUUGUUUGUUUGUUUGUUUGACGAACAAAGAUUGUGAAAAGUAAAUAUUAAUCUCAUGUUGAUGAUGAGAAAGAGAGUUUUAAAUUUAAAUAAAUAAAUAUAAAACUUUGCAUUUGCA
Molecule: messenger RNA, 1707 nt
Organism: Dermatophagoides farinae (American house dust mite)
Lineage: Eukaryota; Metazoa; Arthropoda; Arachnida; Sarcoptiformes; Pyroglyphidae
Product: dual oxidase maturation factor 1
Biological process (GO): protein transport
Cellular component (GO): endoplasmic reticulum membrane
Source: RefSeq, a predicted model, not a curated record